UGGGCCACCCACCACGACGUUGGAUUGAUGUUCCAGCAGACGUCAGCUGAUAGCAUUGGUCGCAGACAGAUUCUAGAAACAUUCAGGCAUCAGAUUCUAACUAAGUUGCAUUCGGCUCAAGUUUUGAUGAUUGAAAUCAUUCCAGCUUUUGAUCCUAGUCGAGAACAUUCAACAGAACUGAAAGUGGAUUUUCUUAAUAAAAAAAUGCAAGUUCUUUACAUUUGAUUAGUAUUCUCCAGUCUAGGAUAGUUUGUAUUUGCUGCCACCAUGAUACAUCAUCUGCCCCAGCCCCAUUCUGCCCUGGGCAGCAUAUACUCGGGCCUGCAGACCCCAGGGCUGCACAUGCGUGGCAGGGGUGACGUCUCACCCCCCUCCCACGGGCACUCGUCUUUUCUCAUCGAGGACAUUCUCGGGAUUUCAAAAGCACAGAACACAUCACCGACUUUAUCGUCACACACGUCACCGACUUUAUCGUCACACACGUCACCGACCUUAUCGUCACACACGUCCUUCUCGUCCUCAUCGCUACUGGCGUCGUCACCGUCACGGUUAUCGUCGACCACACCCCCCUCCCCCGUGACACACACCACCCCCAGCCCCCAGCACGGCCACCACCCCCUGUCCCGGCCGACGCCCAUCAACCCAGGGGCGGCGCUGACGUCCAGCCUCUAUGGGGCGGCCCUCAGCAAACCUCUGGCAUUCUACGACUCCCCGGUGCUGCAGCAGACCUACCUGGGCACACACCUGGGCACACACCUGGGCUACCCCCUGGUCAACCAGAUGUACCCCCUCCCCUACGGCAGACCCGAGCUGGCAUUUCUAGAGAGGCAUAACGCGUUCGCUAAAGUGGGCCCCAAACCCUGGAUGUGGAGUCCCUUCCUGCAGAGACCGCUCCACAAGAGGAAGGGCGGGCAGGUGAGGUUCUCCAACGACCAGACGGUGGAGCUGGAGAAGAAGUUCGAGGGCCACAAGUACCUGAGCCCGCCCGAGAGGAAGAAACUGGCCAAGUCACUGCACCUGACCGAGAGACAGGUAAAGACUUGGUUCCAGAACAGACGAGCAAAAUGGCGCCGAUUAAAGCAGGAGUCGCCGUCAGGAGAGUGUGCGUCACAGCACGAUGACGACAUGUGUGACGUCAGCAAGCAGCACCACAGUGGCGACUGCUCAGAUGGGGCGGGGGAGGAGGACGACGAUUACGAUGACGACAUCAACGAUUCCGACGAUGAAAUCGACGUCGUUGAUGACAAAAUGCAUUCGUUGUCCUGAACUUUGAAAUGCCGGGUACAGCGCAACUUGAUGACGUUUCACGUCUGCAGCGCGAAGCAGACGACACACGACGCCAUUUUUUACGUGACGUAACUAGCGUUCAGACUCACGACCUACUUCUGUGUUCAACCUACAGGUCACCGGAAGGUCAUCUGAAGGUCAUCUGUAGGUCAUCUUUAGGUCAUCGAGCUAAUGUCAUUGACUCGGUUCGUAAUGUCAUGACAUGCCAUCAUGUCACUCCACAUUUAGUCAAAACGUCACAAUCCCGGGAUGCGAAUGUCAGAACUUGUAGGAUGUCCGCUCAAACUUUCACAUUUGUAAAUUUGGUCUCACAGACACACACGAAACUUGUCAUCAGGAAACUUGCCGUGUUACAGACACCCACAAAACUUGACAUAAACUGGUUGUGUUGGUGUCUUACAUCUCAGUGUAUUUAUUCCAAUCUGUCAUACAAAUGGCGCAACUAUUUAUAUCAAACUGUCAUUUGUGUCAAGCUGUCAUUUGUUACACCUGUAAUAUUGAAAGCUUUUAAUUUGUAUGACGUAUCUAAUUAUAUCAAACUUUUAUAUAAAUGACGCUUCUAUUUAUACAACUGCAACUUUCAGCGUGUAUGAUGGUAUGAUGGUAUGAUGCUGCUACACUAACACACCACCCAACCACAUCCAAACUCUACACACAUACAACACCACCCACACUUCACUCCACAUCACACCCCCAUCACCACCUCAAACGUCUUCCCACACCACCACCCCACACCACCACCACCCCACCCCACAACACCAUCCCACAUCACCACCCCACACCACCCAUACCCCACACCACCACCCCAUACCAACACCACCCCACCCCACAACACCAUCCCACAUCACCACCCCACACCAUCUAUACCCCACACCACCACCCCACAACACGCUUCUGCCUCAGCUUACUUUGUAUAUCCCCACUCAAGAGUUUUUGCAGUCACGUUGCUAUGGCAACAGUUUGACUGUCAGAAAUUGACCUCUCAACCUCGACCAGACAUUAGCCAUGUUUUGGUCCAACUUGCUGAUCUCGAUUGAAACAAAAACCAUGUUUGUAGAAUUAAAAUGUUGACAUAACUA
Physella acuta is the source of this 2366-nucleotide messenger RNA. RefSeq names its product hematopoietically-expressed homeobox protein hhex. Gene Ontology annotation, biological process: cell differentiation; regulation of transcription by RNA polymerase II. The record is from RefSeq and is a predicted model, not a curated record. Lineage: Eukaryota; Metazoa; Mollusca; Gastropoda; Physidae. Gene Ontology annotation, molecular function: RNA polymerase II cis-regulatory region sequence-specific DNA binding; DNA-binding transcription factor activity, RNA polymerase II-specific.